GGGGAUGGUGGUGGGCAGAAGGCUGCUUCUCUUCCCCCUCCUUCCUUCCCUGAGCAUUUCUGCGAAUUUGUUGGCUUUGAUGCCCAGCAGCUCAUACAGUGAAAUGAAGGUUGAGGUUGGCAUGAAAUGAAAUGGUAGAAAUGAUUAUUCCUGGUAGCGUGUUCUAUUACUGUUAAUAAUAUAAAGACAAUUGCCUGCCUCUCAAGACUCCCGCACAUGGGUAACGGAUAGUUAUUUCUCCCCGGAAUCAGACACAUAGCGAUGGGGGAACUGGAGUGUUUUAUUAGUGGUUGUCCUGCACAUCCCCAGGGUAACUCGGUUGAGACAUGGAUUUAUUUAUUUUUUUCCUCUUGCUUGAAGGGUAACUUUUAAUUAUAUCCAUCAAAUGUCAGUGUAGUUCGGGCUUGCAAAAUUCAUUUCCUCCCACCUUUUCCCCACCGUACAUCCCCAUCCGUUAAAUUUUUGGACAGAUGCGGCAUCUUAGGAUCCGAAGGGAUGUUAAAAAUGAACUCCUCAGCUUACUCUACUUCUUUAUGUCUCCCAAGUCUCUUUCUCACCUUAAAAAUGGGAAUAAUAUUCUGUACUCCUCUCAGUGGAUAGUUUCGAGCACCGAAAGGAACCUAGUUUGAUGGAAGCCCUCUGGGGAGAACAGAGUUACCAGGCAGGCUUUAAAUUUGAGACAGUUCGCCAUCUUUUGGUCCAGUGUCUGAAUCCUGUGUUUUUACAGCUCAGAGCUGCCUUUCCCUUCUUAGAACUCUCCCAUCAAGGUGGCCUCAGGAACCCUCAGGUUCUGGAUUCCUUCUUACCGGGUCGAGAUUGUACGUCCAGUUGGGGAACCCAGAGCUGUGGCCAUGUGGCUAAUCUCAGCAUCCAAAAGAGAACUCAGUUUUCCUCUGUGGGAAGUGGGGUGCUACAGGGAUCUUGGGAGGGGUGUGCCCAUCCCUGCGUACAGUGUGAGGCUGUAACUGAGGCUCGUACGUGGUUCAGAAAGCAGGGCACUCCUCCCGCAGGGUAAGAGGAACCACAGGAUGAGUCUCUCCCGUGGCCGUGGGCGCUCAGGCUUAGCCCCCAGUAUGCGGACUGCGAGCUGUCUUCGGGGUGGUCCUCAUCGCCCAGCCCGGGCUGCAUUGCAUCUGAAGCAGAGAUGGGGUGGGUCGCCUCGGUGCCGAAGGCCUCUUGUCAGGCUAGUCAGCCGUAGCCGACUUGCCCUUUCUCUGCCUGUUGGAGGGAGCAGGGCUUGCUGUGAUCAGCGGGCCUCCAGCAACCUGCCUCCUGGCCCCACGCUUGGGAGCCGUGGCUUCUGCGUCUGGUUCCCGAGGACACCUCAUGGUGAAGGUGGAGCGAGCCACACGGCGGAGGGGGUUGGCAGGGCUACUGAGCCUGGCACUGUGCCGAAAGCAGGGCUGCGUGUAGACCUCAGGACGGGCUGGCCUGUGUAUUUAUUUAGAAGUAUUUCUAGAGGGUAACCUCACUGGCUAAAAAGCGUGUCUGAACAAGAGCCCCGUUGUUUGUUCGAGCCCCGUUGCCCUGGCAGGAUGCAGACUCAGGUGGCCUGUUGGUCGGGCCUUGGGCUCGGCGGGGCCCGGAGGGCGGGGCCCAGCUCCCUCCUGGCCGCCCGGUGCCAAGUCCAGGAAAAGGCUGCCCAUCCGUCCCUGCGGGCGGUGUGAUUGGGCAACCCGGGGAGCAGAGGACGCUCGUCGGUGGCAUGGAUUCCGUUCCACGCCCGCCCUCGCCUCCCCUCCCCAGCCUUGGGAGGGAAACAUGCCCUCCGGGAGACACCCAGACCCGACAAAGAGAACUCUGUUGGAGCUGGAGUAUCUCCAGAUGAAAUGGCCACUGCUUGAUGUCCAGGCGGGGACCCUCCAGAGCAGACAAGCCCUCAAGGAUGCCCGCUCUCCGUCGCCGGCACACAUUGUCCAGUGCCCCCUCCCUUGCUGCACUCAGGGACAUGACUGUCAGCACUUCUACCCCCCCUCAGACUUCACUGUCAGCACUCAAGUCUUCAGGGACAUGAAAAGGAGCCACUCCUUACACAAGGUUGGGGAGCCCUGGUGUUUGGAGUCGAACAAAGUGCCGGUCGUGCAGCACCCUCACCAUGUUCACCCUCUCACGCCGCUCAUCACGUACAGCAAUGAGCACUUCACCCCGGGAAACCCACCUCCACACUUACCUGCUGACGUUGACCCCAAAACAGGAAUCCCACGGCCUCCACACCCUCCAGAUAUAUCUCCGUACUACCCGCUAUCGCCUGGCACCGUAGGACAAAUCCCCCAUCCGCUAGGAUGGUUAGUACCACAGCAAGGUCAGCCAGUGUACCCAAUCACGACAGGAGGAUUCCGUCACCCCUACCCCACAGCUCUGACUGUCAACGCUUCCAUGUCCAGCUUCCUGUCUUCCAGGUUCCCUCCCCAUAUGGUCCCACCACAUCACACUCUACAUACGACCGGCAUCCCCCACCCGGCCAUAGUCACGCCAACAGUCAAACAGGAAUCCUCCCAGAGUGACGUCGGCUCACUCCACAGCUCAAAGCAUCAGGACUCCAAAAAGGAAGAAGAAAAGAAGAAGCCCCACAUAAAGAAACCUCUUAACGCGUUCAUGUUGUAUAUGAAGGAAAUGAGGGCAAAGGUCGUGGCAGAGUGCACGUUGAAAGAAAGCGCGGCCAUCAACCAGAUCCUGGGGCGAAGGUGGCACGCACUGUCCAGAGAAGAGCAAGCAAAGUACUACGAGCUGGCCCGGAAGGAGCGACAGCUUCACAUGCAACUGUACCCCGGCUGGUCUGCGCGGGACAACUAUGGGAAGAAGAAGAAGAGGAAAAGGGACAAGCAGCCUGGAGAGACCAAUGAACACAGCGAAUGUUUCCUAAAUCCUUGCCUUUCACUUCCUCCGAUUACAGAUGCAAAUACUCCAAAGAAGUGUCGGGCACUGUUCGGGCUUGACCGACAGACUUUAUGGUGCAAACCGUGCAGGAGAAAAAAAAAGUGCGUUCGCUACAUACAAGGUGAAGGCAGCUGCCUCAGUCCACCCUCUUCAGAUGGAAGCUUACUAGACUCGCCUCCUCCCUCCCCCAACCUGCUAGGCUCCCCUCCCCAAGACGCCAAGUCACAGACUGAGCAGACCCAGCCUCUCUCGCUGUCCCUGAAGCCCGAUCCCCUGGCCCACCUGUCCAUGAUGCCUCCGCCGCCUGCCCUCCUGCUUGCCGAGGCCGCCCACGGCAAGGCCCCCGCCCUCUGUCCCAACGGGGCCCUGGACCUGCCUCCCGCCGCCCUGCAGCCGCCCAUCCUGUCCUCCUCUCUUGCACAGCCGUCAACAUCUUCCUUACAUUCCCACAACUCUCUGGCCGGGACCCAGCCCCAGCCGCUGUCCCUCGUGACCAAGUCGUUAGAAUAGCUUUAGCUUCGUUAGCCCCGCCCUGGUCGGUUUGCGUCGUGUUGCGGUUUUUGCUUUUCUUUGUCCCCCCGCCCCACCCCCACCCCCCAGCCUCCUGCACCCCCCCACCCCCUCACCCCUCGGAAAGGUUUUGUUUUGUACUCUUAAUUUUGUGCCACGUGGCUACAUUAGUUGAUGUUUAUGGAGUUCAUUGGUCAAUAUUUGACCCAUUCUUAUUUCAAUUUCUCCUUUUAAAUAUGUAGAUGAGAGAAGAACCUCAUGAUUCUACCAAAAUUUUUAUCAACAGCUGUUUAAAGUCUUUGUAGCGUUUAAAAAAUAUAUAUAUAUACAUAACUGUUAUGUAGUUCGGAUAGCUUAGUUUUAAAAGACUGAUUAAAAAACAAAAAGGAAAAAAAAAAGAAGCAAUUUUGAAGCAGCCCUCCAGAAGGAGUUGGUUCUGUAUUAUUUGUAUUAAAUACGAGCUUGCGAACCAAUCAUUUUACAUCUGGUUUUUAAACCAUAAGGGCACGACGAAUGCAGUGCCAUAUUCCUUUUUUUUUUCUCUGUGUGAAACAACUUUAAUUGUGAUGUUACUUGUUAUUGUUUAAAUGUACAGAAACAAAGGGUUAAAUGUGUUAAUAUACCUUGUUCCAUGGUGUUGUUCUUUUGGGGGGAGGGGGAUGCUACUCAGCAAUUAAUGGAAUCACAACGCUGUUGGACCAGUAGUAUUUAUUGCUUUAGAGAUUGCUUGUUGAACCUGUACGUUGUCCCUUUUAAGAUAUGUUUUACUUUUUCUUGAAACUGUAUAAAGUUUUUUUUCCCCUUAGCAUAAGCAUCUUAUAUAUAACAACUCAUUUGUACAAGGUUUUUAAGUUUAUAUAUAAAAUGUGUAUAUAUAUUUUUUUGUUUCUCUUUUUGACUUUUUUUUUUUUUUUUUGGCUGUAUGAAACCCAGAUGCCGCCAAAUGGACAUUACUAGUUGCAUUAAAGGAUCAGUAGCAUUAACGAAAGUUGCUUUAAAAGCCAUUAUGUAAAACAAGACUUGAAAAUUAGCAAGGGAAUUUUAGCGAGAUGCUGUGUGAGCAGCCGUGGGAGCCAACCCUGUUUCUCCUUUGAACCAUAGUCGGCAGCUCUGUACCCUUAGGACACGGCCUGACUGUGUGCAGAACUUUAUGUGCCAAAAUUCUCAGUGACUUUAGCUUUCUCCCUCUUUUUGAUGCUGUAAUUUUUGUUCAUCAUGUUUUGCUGUGAUGUUACAUAGGUAGAUUUGUAUGUAGUUUUAAUGUCACUUAUAACAAGAUGUGUUUGGUAGCAGAUUGUCCAGAAAGCAUUUUAAAUGAAGAGGUAUAAACCCUUAGGGGCCAAAAUUCUGUAUAUUAGAUUACUCUUAAAGGAAAAACCAGCUGCCGCUUUUAUGUACACGUAUGACAUACAAGUAGGUGGCAAACUUUACAAAUAAAAAAAAAAACCUAGGCAUGUUGAUGUUGCAAAAUGCUGUAUAAAGCUGAAACCCGUUCAUUCAGUGCCAUUGUAGUUGACAUGAAGCGAUUGUAAAACUGUCUCCAAUUUUUCUCUGGUUUAUUAAAAUGCUAACUAUAACAUUUUUUGUGAAUACUUUGAAUGUUUCCUAACAGUUGUGAUGUUACUGUUCCGUUUUAUGCUCUUACUCCAAUUUCAUUUUUAAUGGUUUGGAAGCCAUUUUUGUAAUGAAUAAAUGUUCAUGCUGUACAGUAUCUGUAGCAUGCCGUUCUGGAUUAAUAAAAGCAACUUAGUAUGUGCA
Messenger RNA from Mustela lutreola (European mink), 5145 nucleotides. It is a transcript of the gene TCF7L2, whose product is annotated as transcription factor 7 like 2. Gene Ontology annotation, biological process: canonical Wnt signaling pathway; regulation of transcription by RNA polymerase II. Gene Ontology annotation, cellular component: catenin-TCF7L2 complex; beta-catenin-TCF complex. NCBI's taxonomy places the organism in Eukaryota, Metazoa, Chordata, Mammalia, Carnivora, Mustelidae. Gene Ontology annotation, molecular function: DNA-binding transcription factor activity, RNA polymerase II-specific; RNA polymerase II cis-regulatory region sequence-specific DNA binding. The transcript has 13 exons. The record is from RefSeq and is a predicted model, not a curated record. Bases 1762 to 3387 code for a protein of 541 amino acids.